Messenger RNA from Solanum dulcamara, 624 nucleotides. RefSeq lists its product as uncharacterized. The record is from RefSeq and is a predicted model, not a curated record. NCBI's taxonomy places the organism in Eukaryota, Viridiplantae, Streptophyta, Magnoliopsida, Solanales, Solanaceae. The coding region runs from base 1 to 624 and encodes 207 amino acids. The transcript has a single exon.
AUGGAGGCUUGGAAUCACUUGCAUGACAUAUUCCAAGAUAACAAAGACUCUCGUGCUGUCACCUUUGAGUAUGACUUCACUCAUGUCGACAUAGAAGAUUUUUCGAAUGUCUAUGCCUAUUGUCAACAUAUCAAAUCUCUGGCGGAUCAACUCAAGAAUGUCGUCUCCCCGAUUGCUAAAGAUCGACUAGUUCUUCAACUGGUCUCUGGACUUACAGAGCCCUACCAAGGUGUGGCCACUCUUAUUCACCAACGUGACUCAUUGACUCAAUUUUAUCAAGCCCGUCCGAUGCUCACUCCCGAGGAGGCUGGCCGUGCCAAGAAAGUGACCCAAAUCUCUUCCGCUACCUUAUUUACUCACUCAUCCGAGGGUCUUCCUGAUGUUCCUAAUAAUUUUUCUUCCAACCGCAAUUCUAAUGGUGGGAAGAAAAACCACAAUCGAAGCAAUAAUGGGAAAAAAUAUCGUGGCAACAAUGGUGAUCGUGGAGGUGGUAAAGGAGCUACUAUAAAUGGAAGUAAUGCAAGCCGUGGUGGUCAAUUGGGAGGUGGCAAUAACCGCGACACUGGGCAUCAGUCAGCGAGGCAAAGCCCUCCACCCUCUUCUCCAUGGGAUGGCGGGCAGUAG